Messenger RNA from Eruca vesicaria subsp. sativa (arugula), 432 nucleotides. The record is from the annotation of a GenBank genome assembly. Lineage: Eukaryota; Viridiplantae; Streptophyta; Magnoliopsida; Brassicales; Brassicaceae.
AUGGCUCAAAUUUCAAGUUCCUCUACAAUUGACAACAAAAACGAAAAGGUUGUGCAAAGGUGGUUCAAGCUUGGACUGGUGACAACCCUGGAAGGCGGUUCUAUAGCUGCCAAUGACUAUGAUGUUGAGAAGCCACACGGAUGGCAACAUAUUGCACUGUUGGGUGCUAGAGAUGUUAUUCGCCAGCAGAAAGAAGAGAUUGGUAACCUGAGAAACCAAGUAAAAGCACUUAGCCUUGAGAAUGAAAGCAUUGGUCAAACUCCAAACGAUUCAAGCCUCAUAUGUGAAGCGCUUAAAGGAGAGGUUGAAGCGCUGAAUAAAGAGGUCUUGGUUCUAAACGAGAGGAGCAUGGUAUAUCGCAAUGUUCUUAUCACAUCGUCAAUUGGAUUCACUGUGGUUAUUGGUGUGGUCAUGGGUAUCAUGAAGUGGUAG